Cynoglossus semilaevis (tongue sole) is the source of this 3453-nucleotide messenger RNA. It is a transcript of the gene igsf21a, whose product is annotated as immunoglobin superfamily, member 21a. Gene Ontology annotation, cellular component: adherens junction. Gene Ontology annotation, biological process: heterophilic cell-cell adhesion; homophilic cell-cell adhesion. Bases 672 to 2156 code for a protein of 494 amino acids. The record is from RefSeq and is a predicted model, not a curated record. NCBI's taxonomy places the organism in Eukaryota, Metazoa, Chordata, Actinopteri, Pleuronectiformes, Cynoglossidae. The transcript has 10 exons.
UGUUCAUCAUCUGUUGCAUUGUGUCUGUUGCAUUGCCUUUGUAUUUUUCUACAUUUAACAUGUUCCAGUGUAUCUUACGGUGUUGUUAUAAAUAAACAAGGGAGAUGGAAACGCCAGCCAGUGUCCUUAGUGGUCGGGAUUAAUAAACAGCUCCGCGUCCAGGAUUAAGAAAAAGUGUGCGAAAUAAAAUAAGGAGCGAUCAGAAAACGACUAUGUGUCUGGAGGGUGAGGGAAAGUGGGAGAGAGAGAGCGAGAGAAAGAAUAAGGGAGGGAGUGUGUGUGUGUGUUGAGAGCAGGAGAGAAAUAAGGAGAGAGAGUGUGUGUGAGAGAGAGAGAGAGAGGGGUGACGGAGGAGCACAUUUUCAUCCAAACCACCAGUUUUUUCCACAGUCUCAUUUCCUCCGCGGCCGAGCACAGCCCGGCUCUCUGUUCUCCAAAACGAGAGAGAGAGAGACAACAACCAGGCUGUGACUGUUUUAUUCAUUUUCAUUUUUUUUUACAUUUCUUUUGGGAGCGCAUUCUCCCUCUCUCUCCUUUUGGGGGGAGGAUCUGACGCUCGAUCUCCGCCUCUGUGAAUGCCGUAUUCAUUGUCAACUUCUGCCAUUUCUUCACUCAGACUUGAGCUGCAUCAUGAAUAGUUUGGGUCCACCUUUCUCUCACACACCUCUGGAAUGGUGGGGAUUACACGGCCGGAUUCCGGGGAGCAUGUAAACGCAGAUGGAGUUUGGGAUUUAUUGCGAAAAAGGGGAAAGAUGAGCGUGUUCUCGUUGUGCCUGCUCUUGUGCGCGGAUUUGUUGGAUGUCGCCGCGGGAUAUUUGACAGUGACCAUAGAGCCCCUGCCUCCCAUUGUUGUCGGAGAGACCGUAACUCUGAAGUGCAACUUCAAAACUGAUGGACGGCUCAGAGAAAUCGUUUGGUACAGGGUCACAGACGGAGGGACCAUCAAGCAGAAAAUCUUCACUUACGAUGCCAUGUUUAAUACUAAUUACUCUCACAUGGAGGAUUACCGCAGAAGGGAAGAUCUUGUGUAUCAAUCCACUGUCAGGCUACCAGAAGUACGAAUCUCAGACAAUGGGCCUUACGAAUGCCACGUGGGCAUCUACGAUCGGGCAACGAGGGAGAAGGUCGUUCUGGCUUCAGGGGAUAUUUUUCUUACUGUUAUGUCACCUCCGAGCAACAUAUCAGUGGUGGCAGAAAAUACCCCAGCCCCGUUCAGUCGAUACCAGGCUCAGAAUAUCACUCUUCUCUGCACAGCAAAAGGAGGGAAACCUGCUCCAUCGGUGUACUUCAAGCGUGAUGGUGAGCUGAUCGAGGUGAUCUCCUACACUCAACCAUUCUCCGGUGAGCAGGUGGGAGGUAGAUCAGCGGGGGUGAGAGGAGCUCGGCCCCUCAACGUCAGGGACCUUGAUGACACUAAGCUCCAUCGAUCCCCCCUCUUGGAUCCCGAGGCCAGAUCACUUCGUCUCUACCCUGACAUCUCUGAGCAUGUCCACACUCAGGGCCAGCAGGCCUCGGAACCCAGUCCUGCCACAGAGGUUAUCCCGGAGACAGUGGUGAGCCGGGAGUUCCCACGCUGGGUGCAUAGCAUGGACCCUCUUUACUACUUCAGCCACACUUCUUUCCCCCAGAGUGAUGGCUCAGUGGUGGUACAGGCUCGCCUCACCUGGACCCUAAAUCCUCAGCUGGAUAACGACGCGCUGUUCAGCUGUGAAGUCAAGCAUCCAGCGUUGUCUAUGCCCAUGCAGACAGAAGUCACUCUGGCUGCUCCUAAGGGUCCAAAACUCUCAAUGUUCCCCAGUAGGGCAAAAGUGGGGGAUACGGUUCGCAUCACAGUAAAAGGAUUCCAGAAUGAGGUGUUCCCUGAGCCCCUCUUCACCUGGACGCGGGUAGGGGGCCACCUGCUGGACGGCAGCAUCGAGAGAGAGGGGAGGGAGCUCAUUCUGGAGAGAGUGCCGGCCACGCUCAAUGGUUCCAUGUACCGCUGCACGGCUCAGAAUCCUUUGGGUUCCACGGACACGCACACUCGCCUCAUAGUCUUUGAAAAUCCAAGCAUGAUGAAAACCACACAAAACCAGAACAAUGGAGCCUGUCGGAAGGACGUGAUCGGACUAACGUGGAUGGCUCUCAUCCUCACAGUCACAGUGGAACUGACGUGAAACAGCUCAUCCGAGAUCCUCUCUAUUUCUCUUGCUCUCUCCCUCCCUCUCUCUCUAUCUCUGUUUGUCUCUGUCUUACACGCACACGUGGACACUCAAUUCCUCUCUUCGUUCACAACGUCUCUAUAGCCACACAAGAAAGAAAGAAACAAACCUUCUCCAGUCAUCAGCUAACCCUUCAUGCGUCAGUCGAUCAGGAACCAGCACCACCACUGGAUGGCGCUCCCUGUUUUUUUGUAUUAAAAUAUAGCCGAGAUAAAUGAUAUCAGAAGAGAAAACACGAUGGACGUUACAACAGCCCCCUCCUGUACAGCCCGACCCACCUUCACCUUCUUUCUAUACCUUGUUUCACGUCUGCCUGUCGAUCAAUAAAACCAGUCCAUUAGAAACUGGGAGGAAGAAAAUAAGAAUUUCAUUUUUAUGAGUGAAAAUGUCCAAUGUGACACUGGCCGAGGCUGCGGUAACAUAUCAACUACACUUUGUCGGUCACACGUUCAGAAAACCCACCAGACUACAAGUUGCUUAAAACAAACAAACAACAAAAGAAAAACACAGGAGAACAAAUACAGAUGCUCGGCUGUCUGUAGACAGUUUUUCCUUUUUUUUUUUUUAAAUAUACAGUUUUUUCGUGAUGGUCUGGAAUGUACAAAUGGAUUUGAAAGAAUUGAGAAUCUAAGAGAAAAAAAAGCUCUUUUUUGAGUGUAUUUUGUGUACAUCAGUGUAAAUAUUCAAAUGAUUUAAAGAGGCUAUAUGGGGUACGGUGAGGAGUGGUUACUGAAAUGGCCGUAGUUCACCUCACGUCACCUUCGUUUGUACGUCGCUCAUCACGUUUAAAAGCUUCUUUGCGAAAAUAAUUGGAAAAAUAUUUUUUAAAAAGUCUUUAUGUUCCUCAUGUGUGCUCUUUUUUUAUUAAUAUGACAGAACUUCACGGUGAGGUCAAAAAAGUCUAACAUACUGUAUGUCUGCUUUUUUGGGGGUGGUGCAUGUGAUGUUCAAGGGUGAUUUUUAUUCCUCCUUUUGCUGUGUUGCAACUACAGUGCUCCCUAUUGCCACUGGCCUGUAACCCAGUUAUUUACAUGUGACAUACUAUCUUGAGUGAACUACAUUGUGUACAAUACGUAACUCCUAUCCAUGUAUUUCCAGUACAAUGGAAUCAUUUUUAGCCGUCAUACCAUGGAGGAGCCCCCCUGGGCCUGUGUGUGUGUACAAUGGGGUUUGUUGCAUUUGUUUCAUUUCACCUGUAUUAAAAUGGAGAGAUGAUAAAACUCAACAAGCCUUGUCUGAACUGAAGACUCUG